GAGUCAAAGAAAAGGCUGCCAUGGAAACACCAGCGCUUGAGGCUUGAAGAGGGAGGUGAGCAGAAAGAGGUAUGGUUUUUCUUAUGGAAGAAUAUUCUGUUAUUUCAUGAUGGCAUUUGCACCUCCAAAAAGUACAGAUGCCCCCAAAAUGCAGACAAAGAUGAGUACCUGGACACCUCUAAACCAUCAGCUUUUGAAUGACCGGAUAUUUGAAGAAAGAAGAGCUCUGCUUGGAAAAUGGUUUGACAAAUGGACAGACUCUCAACGGAGAAGAAUCUUGACAAGCCUGUUAGAACGUUGCUCCCUGUCACAGCAAAAGUUCUGCUGUCGAAAACUUCAAGAAAAAAUUCCAGCUGAAGCUCUGGAUUUUACUACCAAGCUUCCAAGGGUGUUAUCUCUAUACAUCUUUUCUUUCCUGGACCCACGAAGCCUUUGUCGUUGUGCACAGGUGAGCUGGCACUGGAAGAACUUAACUGAGCUGGAUCAGCUCUGGAUGCUCAAAUGUUUACGAUUUAACUGGUACAUCAGUUUCUCUCCAACUCCCUUUGAGCAGGGUAUAUGGAAGAAGCACUACAUUCAGAUGGUAAAAGAACUUCAUGUUACCAAGCCAAAGACACCUCCAAAAGAUGGGUUUGCCGUUGCCGACGUUCAGUCAGUUACAAGCAGUCCUGCAGAGGAAAAGCAGUCCCCUGUGUCAGCUUUCAGGUCCUCUUCCUCUUUGAGAAAGAAAAUCCACCCAAGGGAGAAAGAGCUCCCACCCUGGAGAUCAUCGGACAAGCAUCCAACUGAUAUCAUUCGCUUCAAUUACCUGGACAACUGUGACCCCAGUGAGCAAAUCUGGCAAGGGAGGAAAAGACAUGAAAUGAAUCCAGAUUUCAGCCGACAAUCACGUGAUAAGAAAAAUAAAUUGCAGGACAGAUCUAAGCUAAGAAAAGCACAGUCACUGAUAUCCCUAAGAGCAGAACCCAGCACCACUCUCCGAGUUCCUGCUCAUCUUGCCUGGUCUCCUCACCGGUGGGCAGGGCUCCAGGCCACCGAAGCGGACACAAAGGUCCUCAUGCAACCUCUUCAGAGGCACCCUGGGUUUCAGGCAUUACCCGGCCAGGCUCCAGAGCUGAAGUCAAUUUAA
Molecule: messenger RNA, 1129 nt
Organism: Enhydra lutris kenyoni (northern sea otter)
Lineage: Eukaryota; Metazoa; Chordata; Mammalia; Carnivora; Mustelidae
Product: F-box protein 16
Exons: 8
Coding region: 107-1129 (340 amino acids)
Molecular function (GO): protein binding
Source: RefSeq, a predicted model, not a curated record